Messenger RNA from Xyrauchen texanus (razorback sucker), 3224 nucleotides. RefSeq names its product pre-rRNA 2'-O-ribose RNA methyltransferase FTSJ3-like. Gene Ontology annotation, molecular function: rRNA (guanine) methyltransferase activity; rRNA (uridine-2'-O-ribose)-methyltransferase activity. The transcript is spliced from 19 exons. Gene Ontology annotation, cellular component: preribosome, large subunit precursor; nucleus; nucleolus. The record is from RefSeq and is a predicted model, not a curated record. Gene Ontology annotation, biological process: rRNA methylation; maturation of 5.8S rRNA from tricistronic rRNA transcript (SSU-rRNA, 5.8S rRNA, LSU-rRNA); maturation of LSU-rRNA from tricistronic rRNA transcript (SSU-rRNA, 5.8S rRNA, LSU-rRNA). Lineage: Eukaryota; Metazoa; Chordata; Actinopteri; Cypriniformes; Catostomidae. Bases 104 to 2725 code for a protein of 873 amino acids.
UCAUCUCCGUGCGCCUCCAAAAUACACGUGGAGUUCCAGCGGCGAAGCACGCCACGGUGAUAAGUGUCCAAAUACUGCUGGAUAACCGUUAAAAACAGAAAUCAUGGGUAAAAAACUUAAAGUGGGAAAAACCCGAAAGGAUAAAUUCUACCAUCUGGCAAAAGAAACCGGUUAUCGGUCCAGAUCAUCGUUCAAGCUCAUUCAACUCAAUCGUAAAUUCCAGUUUCUUCAGAAAGCUCGAGCUGUAGUGGAUCUGUGUGCAGCACCUGGUGGAUGGUUGCAGGUGGCAUCCAAGUUCAUGCCUGUAUCCAGUCUUAUUAUUGGUGUGGAUCUGGUCCCAAUCAGACCCAUCCCAAAUGUUGUCACAUUACAGGAGGACAUCACAACUGAUAAAUGCAGACAGGCUAUCAGAAAAGAGCUGCAGACAUGGAAAGUGGACGUUGUUCUUAAUGAUGGUGCCCCCAACGUCGGGGCCAACUGGCAGCAUGACGCCUUUACUCAAGCUCAUCUUACCCUAAUGGCGCUCAAGCUGGCAUGCGAGUUUCUCACGAAGGGUGGGACGUUUGUCACAAAGGUUUUCCGCUCUAAAGACUAUCAGCCUCUCAUCUGGAUCUUCCAGCAGUUCUUUAAGAAGGUGCAGGCCACCAAACCACAGGCCUCCCGAAACGAAUCAGCUGAGAUCUUUGUCGUCUGUAUAGGUUUUUUGGCCCCGGAUAAAAUUGACAACAAGUUCUUUGACCCGAAGCAUGCUUUUAAAGAGGUCGACGUUCAAGUGAAAACUGUUAAAGAGCUGAUAACUACAAAAAAGCCCAAAGCGGAAGGCUACAGUGAUGGUGACCUCACUCUCUAUCACACUUUCUCAGUAACUGAAUUCUUAAGAGCCGAAAACCCGGUCGAUUUCUUGAGCAAAGCCAGCGAAAUAACCUUUGAUAACCCAGAGCUAGAAUCCCACUCCGCUACUUUCUCAGAAAUCAAAGAAUGUUGUCGCGACAUUAAGGUCUUGGGACGAAAGGAAUUGCGUUUGUUGCUAUCAUGGAGGUCCAAGCUUAGGAGGUUCAUGGCUAGAAAACUGAAGGUGGAAGUCAGACAUCCAGACCAGGAAAUCCGCCUUAGCUCAGGCGAAGAGAGCGAAACCGACGUAAAGGAAAGCAAGAAAAAAGAAGUGGAAAAAAAACCAGAGGACGACAAAGCAGAAGACGACGAUGAAGAUGAUGAAGAGGAAAUGGAGAAGAAGUUGGCGGAACUGAAGGCCGAAGAGAUCGCAGAGCUUAAACGGAAAAAGAAGAAGCUUCUAAAGGAAAGGAGGAAGCAGAGAGAGAGGGUGGAGCUGAAGAUGGACCUUCCUGGAGUCUCCAUCGCCGACGAUCACGAUACAUCCAUGUUUUCGCUCAGCACCAUCAAGAAAGCCCAGUCACUCCGUGAAAUCACUAUGGGUGAUAUGAAAGGAGCGAACGCUCUGGAAGAGGACGAGGAAGAUUUGUACUUCUCUGAAUCUGAAGACGAGCGCAUGUCUCUGGCCUCUGACCUUGACUCGGACGACCUCGAAGAAAUCGAGAAGAAGGAGAAAGAAAUCGAAAAAAAGACUCCCAAGAAAAAAAGAGUUUCGUUCGCCAACGAGGAGCAGGACGAGGGGGAAGCGAGCGGGAACAAAUUACUCGUUGAACUCGAAGGAAAAGAUGAAAAGAAAGAACGAGAGACCAAUAUGUGGUUCAGCAAGGGCAUCUUCACGGAACUGGAUUUGGACGAUGACAAAGACGCUAUCAAGGAACUCAAGCAAACCCAACUACUGCAAAAUAAUCAGCCUGCAACGUCAGGAAAAGGCAGAAAGAGGAAAGCUGAAGAGGCGGAGCCUGCCAAACAGGAAGAUGAAGUAGCCACGCCCACACAGGAAACAAAGAAGGGGGAAGAUGAAGACAACAGUGACAGUGAUUCUGACGAUGACAGCAGUGAUAAUGACGAUGAGAGUGAUAUUGCUCGGAUGAAAAAAGCUGCCACGGCUGCCGGCGCGGUGGUGGCAGGCGACGAUGACGCCUUUCAAGUGGUUCCGGUUGAAAGCAUAAAUAAACGGGCUCGAAUUCUGGACGCAGAGGGUCUGGCGCUCGGUGCACAAAUCGCCACUUCUAAAAAGAGAAUGCGAGACCUAAUCAACGGCUCCUUCCACAGGUUUGCUAACUCUGAGGACAUGACCGAAGUCCCUGCUUGGUUUGUUGACGAUGAAAAGAAGCACCGGAAAGUUCCGCUUCCUAUCACCAAAGAGAUGGUGGAGGAAUACAAGCAAAAAUGGCGGGAAAUCAACGCCCGUCCAAUCAAAAGAGUGGCAGAGGCCAAAGCUCGCAAGAAGAGAAGGAUGCUGAAGAAGAUGGAUCAAGCUAAGAAAAAGGCUGAAGCUGUUGUGAACACUGUGGAUAUUUCGGAGCGAGAGAAAAUGGCGCAGCUCAAGGGUAUCUACAAAAAGGCUGGUGUUGGUAAAGAGAAGAGAGAGGUCACGUAUGUGGUGUCCAAGAAGGGCGCCGGACGCAAAGUGCGCCGCCCAGCUGGGGUUAAGGGUGCUUUCCGUGUGGUGGAUGGACGAAUGAAGAAAGACACGAGGGGCAUGAAGAAGGAUCAGAGAGAGCGAGGCAAAGGGGGGAGGGGCAAGAAAGGAGGGCAGGGAAUGAAAGGAGGGCGGGGCAUGAAAGGAGGGCGGGGGAUGAAAGCAGGAAAAGGACGUCCGAAUAAGAAGUGAUUGACCACUUCCUACCAUGCCACGGGCUUUUGAUUUCACUCGGCACUCAAACUGCUUUCAUUUAGCCGAGUUCAAGGCUAGCUGUGUCACAGUGACCGGGCUGUAGUGUAUUUUAUCUAGUACUCUACGCUGGUCUGAUGUUUUGGUCUAUCGAAAGGCAACUUUGUAAUUACCAACAGCAUGUUAUUCAGCUCGGACUUUGAUAUACUUGAUUACGACAAGAGUCUGAACCCUUAGACCAAUCAGAUCCGCUUCAGAUUUUUGACGUUUCUCAGCAGUGUUAUUAUGCUGUAUGUUUUCAUGUCGAAUGUCCUUAAUUUUGGAGGACCUUCAGGUGUAUACGUUAAACUCUUGAGUUGUAUGGGUUAAUUGUGCUUGAAAUAUUAUCAAAAUAUAAUUAUGCUUGUAUUAUUGUUGGAAAAAGUACAAAUUUAAAUAACCGCUGUUAACUGAAAUUAAAAUACUUUUAGAAACACCACCAAAAAUUGUCCAUUUUAUA